AUGGCAUGCAAAAAUGUAGUCAAACUGCUGGGGGCCGAUCAGCUCAUCUGUUGCUUUUGUAUGUUGUUUCUAGCAGAAGCAAUGCGUGCAAACCAACAGUUCAGAAGUGAUUCAACGUUGACGAGGCUGAAGAGAAUGGAAGCUUCAAUUAAAGCUGCAAGUUCAGGAGGAUUGGAAACCCUAGUGGGAAUGGGUGUCCCUGUGGUGGGCGAGGACAAAGUAUAUUUCAUGACAAUUGGCAUGGGAACACCACCAAUAAACAUACGCUCACAAAUUGACACGGGCAGCGAUCUAAUUUGGUUUGAUUGCACAGCCCUGCCCGCAGAUUCCUCCACUUUCAAAUCUGUCACCUGCCCAUCUUCCCUCUGCUCUAGCGUUCCCAAUUCCACCUGUGCACUAAACUGUCAAUACUCUCAUAAUUACACACACAGUCGGAGCAUGUUGGGCGAGUUAUUCUCCGAGAUGUUCAGCAUGACAAAUGGAAGCGGGGCCGUGCAUUCCUUUGGCGGAGUAGCGUUUGGGUGCAGCCAUGAGACCCAGGGAGAGAGCGAGGUGGGUGCCAACAGCGUGGUGUGGAACAACGACCUUGUCGGGAGAAACGCCGUGGUGGGGCUGGGGCAAGGGGAAUUAUCGCUCAUCUCACAGAUUGGCGAGUCUAAGUUUUCCUACUGUCUUGCCGAUGACUCCGAAGACUCCAAUAAGCUAGUUUACACGGCUCUCCUUUUUGGCAGUGCAGCCAACCUGAACGUCAUAGGAGUGCAAUCCACCAUGAUUAUAAAAAACCCAGCCCAGCCGAAGUUCAACAGCUACUAUUACCUCUCUGUGGAAGGAAUAAGCGUGGGGAACGUGUCUGUCAAUAUUCCACGAGGAACAUUUGAUAUACAAGCGAAUGGAAGUGGGGGAUUCAUCAUCGACUCUGCAACAGCGUACACACUGUUGCCACACACCGCCUUCGUUGCGGUAGCAUCUGUGUUGGAUUCUAUUUUGGGUUCUGCUUCUUUAUACCGGAGAAUCAACAGCUCUCGAGAUGGGUUUAGUCUAUAUGCUAUAAAGCACCUGAAUUUGGCGCACCUGGUGUGA
This is a messenger RNA of Cryptomeria japonica (Japanese cedar), 1080 nucleotides long. RefSeq names its product aspartic proteinase nepenthesin-2-like. Gene Ontology annotation, cellular component: extracellular region. The coding region runs from base 1 to 1080 and encodes 359 amino acids. The record is from RefSeq and is a predicted model, not a curated record. NCBI's taxonomy places the organism in Eukaryota, Viridiplantae, Streptophyta, Pinopsida, Cupressales, Cupressaceae. The transcript has a single exon.